Plasmodium vinckei vinckei is the source of this 1542-nucleotide messenger RNA. Its product is annotated as protein phosphatase PPM5, putative. The coding region runs from base 1 to 1542 and encodes 513 amino acids. The transcript is spliced from 4 exons. Gene Ontology annotation, molecular function: cation binding; protein serine/threonine phosphatase activity. NCBI's taxonomy places the organism in Eukaryota, Apicomplexa, Aconoidasida, Haemosporida, Plasmodiidae. The record is from RefSeq and is a predicted model, not a curated record. Gene Ontology annotation, biological process: protein dephosphorylation.
AUGGGUACAUGCACCUCUUUAUUAAAAAAAAAAUAUGCUAAAGAUCGAAAAAAUACAAGAAGAAGAUUAUCUAUCAGCACUAAAAGUGAACUACCAAACGAUACUGAUGAAAUAAAAAGAAGUAUUAAAGAACUUAAACAAAAUGAAAGCAAAUUUAAAGAGGGAUCAAAAAGCAGCAUAGGUUUAAGUGAUAAAAAAGAAACUCAAGAUGAAGAAGAAGCAAAAAUUGAUGUGAAAAAAAGCAAAAUAAAAAAACGAUCAUCUAUUGCAGGGGUGCAAGCAUCACAUUUUCAAGAAGACUUUGAAAAAAAAUGCGUAAAAAUUAAAGGAUCUGUUGAUAAAUUACAUGAAAAUGGUAUUGGAUAUGUUUGUAGAAAAGGCUUAAAGCCUGAAAGCCCUAAUCAAGAUGAUUUUAUUAUUAUAACAAUGGAAAAUUUAGCUUUAUAUGCCAUUUUUGAUGGGCAUGGCCCAUAUGGUCAUGAUGUUUCAAAUUAUGUACAAAAGGAAUUACCAUACAUGAUUAUAAGGGAUGAAAAUUUUUUAAAAAAUCCUAAGAAAGUUUUUACUAAUGCUUUUUUAAGUAUUCAUGAAAAUAUUGAAAAAGGAACAAAUCUUUAUCUAGAAUCAAUUGUAAAUGGUGGAAUAAAAAGUUCUAGUAAUAUUGACAAAAAUAAAAUUAAUGAAGCUGUCAGUACUCAUUUAGAUUCUCAUACUAAGAAUAUUCUAAGUGAGUCAGACAACGAUAAUAGUUCAUAUUUAGAAAGUUAUGAUAAUUUUAAAAGCAAUGACAACAUAUAUAGUGACAAUUUUGAUGAUAAUAUCAACAGUGAUAAAGAUGAUGAUUUAUUUGGUGAUAAUAAUGAACAAAAUAGCGAAAGUGAUGAUUCAAAUGAAUAUAUAAAUGAAAAAAACAAAUUAAAUAAGAAAAAAAAUAAUAAUAAACCAUUUUUUGAUGGUACAAUGAGUGGGACAACAGCAACAAUCAUAGUUCAUUUGUUUAAAGAAAAAAAAUUAUAUGUAGCAUAUGUCGGAGAUUCGAGAGCUGUUUUAGGAAAAAAGAAAAAGGGAUCUUCAAAAAAAAUAGAUGCUAUAGAGCUAACUAAGGAUCAUAAACCUAAUUCUGAAGGUGAAAAAAAAAGAAUCAUAAAAUCAGGGGGUCAAGUUUUGAAAUUAGAAGGCGACAUACCUUAUCGUGUUUUUUUGAAAAAUAAAUUUUACCCAGGAUUGGCAAUGUCACGGGCCAUUGGAGACACAUUAGGACAUCAAAUAGGAAUAAUAUCGGAGCCUGAUUUUAUGGAAGUUAAUAUAAACGAGGAUGAAGAUAUUCUUGUUUUAAUUUGUAGUGAUGGAGUGUGGGAGUUUAUAUCAUCCGAGGAAGCCGUUAAUAUGAUUUAUGAAUAUGGCUAUGAUAAAGUUCAAGAUGCCGCGGAGAACCUAGCGAAAGAAUCUUGGGAUCGUUGGUUAAGUGAAGAGGAAAAUAUCGUCGAUGAUAUAACAGUGCAAGCCAUCUAUUUAUCAGAUAAAUUAAAAAAUAAAAAUUAA